This is a messenger RNA of Lepus europaeus (European hare), 921 nucleotides long. Its product is annotated as olfactory receptor 4P4-like. NCBI's taxonomy places the organism in Eukaryota, Metazoa, Chordata, Mammalia, Lagomorpha, Leporidae. The transcript has a single exon. Gene Ontology annotation, cellular component: membrane. Bases 1 to 921 code for a protein of 306 amino acids. The record is from RefSeq and is a predicted model, not a curated record. Gene Ontology annotation, biological process: G protein-coupled receptor signaling pathway. Gene Ontology annotation, molecular function: G protein-coupled receptor activity; olfactory receptor activity.
AUGGAAAACAUCACAGAAUUUAUCCUUCUGGGGCUUUUUCCUGGUGAGAAUGGAAAGGCUGCCGGAUCUGUGCUGGUCUCCCUUUGCUAUUUUGCAAUUCUCUCUGGAAACCUACUCAUUCUUUUCACCAUCAGGGGAAGCCACCUCGGUGAACAGCCCAUGUAUUUUUUCCUCAGCCACUUGUCAUUCAUGGAUGUUUGCUUCACUUCCACAGUUGCUCCCAAACUGAUCAUAGACCUGUUGAUCCAGCUGAACACCAUUUCCUACAAUGGCUGCAUGGCACAGAUGUUUUGCGCUCACUUUUUUGGUGCCACUGAGAUAUUCAUCUUGGUGGCCAUGGCUUAUGACCGUUACGUAGCCAUCUGCAGGCCACUUCACUACACAGUCAUCAUGAGCAGAAAGGUGUGCUGUGUCCUUGUGAUGGUCUCUAUUACUGGAGCUUUUAUCCACUCACUCUUGCAUGUAGUGAUUAUUAUCAAUGUUCCCUUCUGUGGCCCCAAUCGGAUAGAUCACUUUUUCUGUGAUAUAUUUCCCUUGUUGAAGCUGGUCUGCACUGACACUACGCUCUUGGUUAUUAUAAUCAUCACCACCACAGGGGUGUUGUCUAUUUUGACCUUUGUUGCCUUGGUAAUUUCUUACAUCAUCAUCCUGAACACCCUGAGGAGCCACUCAGCCAAGAGCCGGCGCAAAGCCCUCUCCACCUGUGGCUCUCACAUCACUGUUGUGUUCAUGUUCUUCUUGCCCCUCAUUUUCACCUAUGUCCCUAUGGCUGAUUCUGUUAGUGAAGACAAGGUGUUUGCUCUAUUUUAUACCAUGAUUGCCCCCUUAUUCAACCCCCUCAUCUAUACAUUGAGAAACACAGAUAUGAAGAAUGCUAUGAGGAGAGUAUGGUGCCAAGACAAAUGGUUUGAAAGGAAUUAG